Prionailurus viverrinus (fishing cat) is the source of this 4338-nucleotide messenger RNA. RefSeq names its product protocadherin beta-17-like. Gene Ontology annotation, molecular function: calcium ion binding. The transcript has a single exon. Lineage: Eukaryota; Metazoa; Chordata; Mammalia; Carnivora; Felidae. Gene Ontology annotation, biological process: homophilic cell-cell adhesion. The record is from RefSeq and is a predicted model, not a curated record. Gene Ontology annotation, cellular component: plasma membrane. The coding region runs from base 1284 to 3683 and encodes 799 amino acids.
GUCAGGCAAUUUAUACUAAAGUGACAGCUGAGUGAAUAUUUUAUUUUUAUACUUAAUUAAAAUGGAACUAGCCUUAACUAAAUUAUAUUUGGCUGUGAUUUGUGUCCAAAUAAGUGAACUAUCAUGGAUUAUUACUAGGUGGUUCAAUGAGUGUAGGGAACACUUACUGUUUUGCAUUUAGAUAUUUAUCCCCUGCUCCUCAGAAUAGCAUUCUUCUUUGGGGGAAACUACUUUUCCUGCUAGGUCACUGCAACCACUUGGCUUUCAUUGGUGCCGUGGUAUUUUUCGGUAUACUCAUUUCCAUUGUCCCAGGGGAUAUACACUGGGAUGGACCCCUGUCCAAUGUUGACAGGUUAAAACACUUCCCCAGAAAGUGUAUCUUUAACUCCAUUGACUUUUUUUUUCCUUCUUCAUCUUUGUAGAAAAGACACUGCCUGAAUCCUGAACUUACAUUGAUUUCUAACAAAUCAAACAGCCAUUUCCUCUUAGUCUUACUGGGCAUUGCAUGGAGUGAUUUUAUAAAGGAAAAAAAAUUGCCGAAGGCUAUGUAGUCCAGGAGACUGACACGAAAUCACAUUUUAAUUUUUUUCAGGGGUUACAGGCACAUUUCACUUUGGGAGUGGAAAGUAAAUUUUAAAAUUUGUAACUUCUUCCAACAAUACAACAAAUUAGUAUUUUUGUAAUUGAAUGUAAGCACCCAUGAGGAAGAACUUUUGUGUUUAUUUUACCACUUAAUCUCCAGAAGCUGGAAAAAUGCCUGCAUGGAGAAAUACUGGUUAAAUGGGUAAGUGAUUUUGUCUUGAGCAGAGUUUUGUGUUACUGAACUUGUACCUUGUACCUUUAACGAAGAUGAAUAUAGACAUAGAUAUAUAGGUAUUACUUUUGCUCUCACAAAUAUUGUUACUUACCUGUUACCUGCAAUUGGGUGGAAGAGAGUUUAUAACCCAAAAGGCUUUCUAUUUGUUUUAACUGUUGCAUGAUGCUUUGAAAAGGAAAAACAAACAAAAAACCCUGAAGUUGUAAGGCAAGACGCUUGGUGGCGCUGCAGGCUAAGAAAGUAAAAAACUAUCUCUGCAGGCACCAUAAUAGCUGAGCAGUUUCUAGCUGCUCAAAAAGGAAGUGUUUUACACCAUUAGGGGGAUAGUAGGUUUCUGAGAGGCAGCUAUCGCCAUAUCAAUCAGUGUUAAGAACUAACUCAAGAUUAUUGAACCGAGAUAGCGGAGUUGGCUGCACAGCAAUUAUUUUGUGAUUAAAUAACUGCAUCUUUUGGACCCUAAGGAACGAUGGAAACACCGCUACCCAAAGCGCCACAGAAAAGGCAAGUGACCGCCAUUAUUAUUGUAUUAAUACUAUUAAUUCUGUGGGAGGUGGACGGUAUGACCAUUAAAUAUUCGGUUCUAGAAGAGAGGGAAAGCGGCUCUUAUGUGGCCAACCUUGCAAAAGAUCUGGGGCUUGGCUUAGGGGAGCUGGAGGCACGGGACGCCCGGAUUCUUUCCAAAGGGAAUCAACAGUAUUUGCAGCUCGAGCAGAAGAGUGGGAAUUUGAUCCUAAAAGAAAAAUUGGACCGGGAAGAGUUGUGCAGUGACACAGAUCCAUGUAUACUGCAUUUCCAGGUGUUACUAAAAAGCCCAGUGCACUUUAUUCAAGGUGAACUACAGCUACUAGAUGUAAAUGACCAUGCCCCAGAAUUCCUGGAAAAUGAAAUCCUCCUGAAAAUCUCGGAAAGCAGCCAUCCAGGGACUGCAUUUCCUUUGAAAAUAGCUCAAGAUUUAGACGUGGGCAGUAACACAGUUCAGAACUACACUAUUAGCACCAACUCCCAUUUCCACCUUUUCACUCUAAAUCACAGUGAUGGCAGGAGAUACCCUGAGCUGGUGCUGGACAAAGCGCUGGACCGUGAGGAGCAGUCAGAGCUCAGGUUAACGCUCACGGCGCUGGAUGGUGGGUCACCGCCGAGAACUGGGACUUCUCAGGUUCUCAUUGUAGUCCUAGACAUAAAUGAUAAUGCCCCUGAAUUCGCUCAGCUGCUCUAUGAGGUCCAGGUCCCAGAAAACAGCCCUGUAGGUUCCCUCGUCAUCACCGUGUUUGCUACAGAUUUAGAUGCUGGGACCUAUGGAGAGUUAUCCUACUCAUUUUUCCAAUCCUCAAAUCAAGUGAUUCAGGCCUUUGAAAUAAACGCAGUCACAGGGGAAAUUCGAUUAAAAAAAACGUUGGAUUUUGAGGAAAUUCGAUCUUAUCGUUUGGAAAUUGAGGCCUCAGAUGGUGGGGGUCUUUCGGGAAAAUGCACUAUAGCCAUAGAAGUGAUGGAUGUAAACGACAACGCCCCCGAACUGACAAUGUCAGUACUCAUCAGUGAUAUCCCAGAAAACACCCCUGACACCAUCGUCGCGAUUUUCGGAAUUUCAGAUCCAGACUCCGGGGAAAAUGGCAAAAUGAUGUGUACCAUCCAAGACCAUCUCCCCUUCUUUCUGAAACUUACUGUAGAAAAUUUCUACACUUUGGUGACUGAAAGAGCGCUGGAUAGAGAGAGCCAGGCCGAGUACAACAUCACCAUCACCGUCACCGACUUAGGGACCCCCAGGCUGAAAACGCAGCACAACAUAACCGUGACGGUCUCCGACGUCAACGACAACGCCCCCGCCUUCAGCCAAACCACCUACACCCUGCGCGUCCGCGAGAACAACAGCCCCGCCCUGCACAUCGGCAGCGUGAGCGCCACGGACAGGGACUCGGGCGCCAACGCGCAGGUCACCUACUCGCUGCUGCCGCCCGCGGACCCGCAGCUGCCCCUGGCUUCCCUGGUGUCCAUCAACGCGGACAACGGGCAGCUGUUCGCGCUCAGGUCCCUGGAUUACGAGGCGCUGCAGGCGUUCGAGUUCGGCGUGCGCGCGGCCGACCGCGGCUCGCCCGCGCUCAGCAGCCAGGCGCGGGUGCGCGUGCUGGUGCUGGACGACAACGACAACGCGCCCUUCGUGCUGUACCCGCCGCAGAACGGCUCUGCGCCCUGCACCGAGCUGGUGCCCAGGGCGGCCGAGGCGGGCUACCUGGUGACCAAGGUGGUGGCGGUGGACGGCGACUCGGGCCAGAACGCCUGGCUGUCGUACCAGCUGCUCAAGGCCACGGAGCCCGGGCUGUUCGGCGUGUGGGCGCACAACGGCGAGGUGCGCACGGCGCGGCUGCUGAGCGAGCGCGACGCCGUCAAGCACAGGCUGGUGGUGCUGGUCAAGGACAAUGGCGAGCCGCCGCGCUCGGCCAGCGUCACGCUGCACGUGCUGCUGGUGGACGGCUUCUCGCAGCCCUACCUGCCGCUCCCGGAGGUGGCGGCGGCCGAGGCGCGGGCAGACCCGCUCACCGUCUACUUGGUCGUCGCCUUGGCGUCCGUGUCGUCGCUCUUCCUGUUCUCGGUGCUGGUGUUCGUGGCGGUGCGGCUGUGCAGGCGGAGCAGGGCGGCGUCUGCGGGUCGCUGCUCGGGGCCCGAGGGCCACUUUCCGGGCCACCUGGUGGACGUCAGCGGCGCGGGGACGCUAUCCCAGAGCUACCAGUACGAGGUGUGUCUUCGGGGAGGCUCGGGGACCAGUGAGUUCAAGUUUCUGAAGCCCAUUUUCCCCAACUUCGUGGGUGAAGCAGCUGGUAGGGACGCCGAGGAAAACUCUAAUUUUACAAAUAAUUUUGGGUUCACUUAGGCAUCUCACCUUAAGGGGAGAUAUAUGAUAAUACUAACUAAUGUAUUAUUAGUUCGCAACCUGUUCAUUCACAUAAAGAACUACAUAUUCACACAAUAAUUAUUGUCAUAUUUAUAGGUAUUUCAGCCUAUUGAAGUAUUUUACGUUCUGAAUCUCUGGGUUUUUGUUGGUGGUGGUGGUGGUGUUUUUAGCCAGCUCACAUUUUGCAUGUUCAUACAAUAGGGGAGAAAUGGUGUAUCUGUUUUGUGGGGGUAAGAUUUUUGGAGGUCAGAAAUGUUUUCAGGUUCCUGAUGUUUGAGCUUGUUCACUAAUAUCUUGUUAUGGCUAAGAGAAUUGUGUUUUCUGAUUAUCAUUAGCAUAGAGUAUUGUAAAUCAUGACUUCCAAUUUGAAAAAUACUUUUCAUUUAUACAAAUGAAUUAUACUUUUCAUUUAUACAAAAAAAUUUUGUCACGUUAGAAAUUGUUAGAUUUCUGUAGUAGUGUUUUGUCUUGCCUGAAAGGAACUAAUAUUUUAUCUGGGUGUCGUCUAAGUUGAGUAUUGUCUUUCAAAAUUGAUCUCUUUGGACUAUACCAUCUGAUACAAUUUUAAAGAAUUCAAUCCCUGUUAAAUAGAAAAAAAUGUUGGUAGACUUAUAAUUACUUUUUCAAAAUAAAU